CGUACGUACACAUUUCGAGCUCGGUACGGUCUUUUAAACAAAGACUACGACGGACGGUACAAAAUGAACAUGGCGUCCGAAUCCCACCGUUCACAGAUUGUCACGGUCGGGAAGUGAAUCUAAAUAAAGAAAACAAACAGAAGUCUGUUGAUUGAGGCCGGCAAACAAUGUCAGGGGUCCCAGGAGGUGGUGUCCAGACUCCAGCGAUCCCCGUCCCUCAGGGUCUCCCUCCCAUGGGAUUAAGCAUGCCUGGCAUCCAAACCCCCAACCCCGGAGGACCAGGAGGCAACAUGAUGGGUGCUCCGGCCCAGGCAGCUGGGAUGCAGAUGGUUCCGAUGCAACCCCAGGUAGCAGGAGGAGGUGGAGCAGGAGGAGGGGCCAGCAUAUCAUUGGGCCUGCUCCUGGAACAUCUCGUCCAGAAGACAUACCAUGAGCUCACUGUUUUGGCUGAACUAUUACCGCGUAAGAUGGACAUGGAAAAGAAAAUUGAGAUCGUGAAAUUCGCCCGGAGUACGAGGCAGUCAUUUAUCCGUCUUUUGGCCUUGGUCAAGUGGGCUGGCAGUGCAGCCAAGGUGGACAAAUGUGCGGCAAUUUCGUUAUUUUUGGACCAGCAAUCGUUGUUGUUUGUAGACACUGCUGACAUGCUUUCAAGGAUGGCCAGGGAAAACCUUGUACAUGCCAGGUUGCCAAACUUCUGUCUACCCCAUGCCGUGGAUGUGCUAACCAUGCGCCAGUACAAGCGUAUGCCGGCAUGCAUCAAAGAGCGUAUAGUCCCACCUGAUCCCAUCACCUCAUCAGAGAAGGAGACGGUCCUUCAUCGAUUGGAUCAGAUAAUCCAGCAUAGAUUAGUGACUAGCGAACUCCCUCCACAGCUUGCUAAUCUCACAAUAGAGGACGGUAGGGUCAAGUUUCGAGUUCCUCAAGAAUUUGAGGUUACACUGACAUUAAUGGAGGAUAACAAGACUAUUCCUUGGAGGCUUCUCAAUAUUGAAAUACUGGUGCAAGAUCCGGAUACUGGAGAUGGAAAAGCCCUGGUUCACCCUAUACAGGUCAUGUGCAUUCAUCAGUUAGUCCAGUCAAGGCUGUUUGGUGAUGAAAAACCCCUAGUCGACAUGUACAACGUGUUACACACCUUUUGCCAAUCCUUGCAGCUUGAGGUUCUAUAUUCACAGGUGCAGAGACUGAUCAGUGAAAGAUGGGGAGAGCAUGUUGUGAUUGAUAAAUACACCGCUGGGGAAUGCCUGAUCAUGUCAUACUGGAGAUCACAAAGCCUGCAUACUUCUAAGAAGGCCGAGUUAUACAAGCUGACAGUGAGCAUUGAUGACGAUGAUGUAGCUAAGCCUCUUCAAGUGAUGCACGACCCUCCGCUUGAUGUGGUAGAUGCUGUCCGUGUCAAUCAAGCUAUUAGGUGUGAUCAUCUAUCUGUUGAGAGGCUCCUUGUAGAGACUGUUCUAGUCAGGUCAAGAAUCAAACUCAAGGGAUUACAAGAAGAACUGGAGAAGGACCUCCCUGGAUUCAAAUGUCAUGUUGAAGGUUCUCCCUCAUUGUUAUACAUCCCUGUUGUAAAGCCAUGUAGUGAUGAUGAGCAGCUUGUGGUAUCCGUUGAUAUGCAGACUGGAUCAUUUAUACCAAGCAUUGCACAUUGCGGGAAUGCACUCUUAGAUGAGAUAGAUAACAGUCUGAAUCAUGAACGUAGUAAAUUGGAAUCUCUCAUCGCAAAGCUCAGGGUUUUGUUGUACAUGCGUCAUUGUCAAUACUCCGUCUCCAUGCUGCCCGUCACCUUCAUGAAAGAGCUCCCUCUUGUGACAGUGUCACCCGAUCAUCCGCUGAAACGCCUCUUGCCAAACUACAUCUACCUGCGACUCACUCAGCAUCCUCAGUAUUAUGUGGUUGUAGACUUUGCCCUAGGAAAGGGGUUAAGUGACUUUGUUUGCCGGUACCAUCUGAUGCGUUGUAGUUCCGUCCCGUACGUCGACACUCAGAACGUACCCCAGGGCGGGACUACCCCGACCAAUCAGAAGGAAGCUAGCGAGACCACAGAGAAGUACCUCCAACCAGACGCAUUCGUGGAUCUGGAUCACUCCACUAUAUUGCGGGGGCCAGAUACAUCGGUAGAAGACCUGGGUGAAUAUGAUGAUGAAAAUAAAAGAAAGGUUGUUUACACAUCAUCAGGGAAGCCUAAGAAGAAGAAAUUGACAAGUCAUUGUGAAUUCUUCAACUACACGCUCUCUCACGUCAUCUCAUUAUGCAACAUACGCAUACCGUUCAUCAAGCUCUGCGAAGAGCUGUCGGAAAACAACCUCGCCCACCAGGGUAUCCAAGUGGAAGGGGAAGGCGUCGGUCUCGUCAUCAAGCUCUGCUCACUCCCGCCCUGUAAAGGCGUUGCCAAGGAAACCAGCACAGCGUUGAAUGCUGCCCUCUUGGACUGUUCAUUUAGACUUCAUAAGAAUCAGCAUGGCAUGUGGCAAGUUCAGAUGGUCUUUGCAAACUGUCCUGUUACUAGCUGUUCCACCAGAGAACAGGGUUCCACACGCCUUGUCUACUUGUUCUACAAGGUCCUCGGCAUGCACUCCGUGGUCAAGCAGUUCCUGCGCGACUGGGACUCCAUUGGUCGUCUGUAUCAUUUGACCCUUGACCUACCAAUAUGGCUGCCCUAUCUGACUCUGUCUCAUUCAUCGCGCUCGGGACUGAUACAAGACAACCCUCCGUUCACAACAUUGGUGGAUAUUCAGUCGUUCACAUACCAGAAGAUCACUAUAGCAUAUGGAAAGGACAGAUCAAGCACUGUUAUGGUGUAUUGGGAUCCAGACAGUCAGAAGUUUCGUCUUAACUUCAGCGCCGUGGGUUCCACCUCAACAGCUAACUGUCACCUGAUGGUUCAGUCUUAUUUAGAGCAUGAAUUGAAUGAAGAACAAAGUCUCCCAAAACUUAUCAAGAGUCUAUGUGAAAGUCAAGGACCCCUGCAUUCAAUCUGCAAGCUACCCUUGAUCCCGUCGUUGGGUCUGAUAGCCGCAACUAGUCAGGUGGCCGGGCCCAUCCACAAGUUUGCUCUCUGCCCUCAAUCCAGUACCCAUUAUCGGAUCGUCUUCCACAAUGCGUUCUGCUUGGACGUUCAUUGCAAAGGGAAGAAUACUGUUGCUGUCAGAGAUGGAGCAUUUAGUUUAUUUGACGUGAGGAAAGUUGUUGAAGGUCUCUACACUGUACCUAAUCUCAAGGCUUUCCUGGAGCUAUUCAUCGAUGAGACGGUCUCCUACCACCAUCAGCACCGUAACAGCCGUACCCUGCCAGCAAACGAGGACGACGGUAACCCUCUGUCACCGAUGAACAUCGAUGCAGGCCCUACCCCACCAGACCCGUACCUCCCCACUCAAGUCUCUUCGGGUUACCCCUCCGGAGCCUCGCCCAUGUCAAGGGCGGGGCUGGGUCAGAGCGGGUCAGGGGGCUUUGCUUACCCCAUGACCCCACCCACUGGACCAGGAGGACCGGGAAGUAGCAAUCCGGCCACCCCGGCCUCACCUCAUACGUCGGUCUUAUCGCAACAGCAUUAUGCGAUGUCUCCUGGUGCGUACCCUCUAGCCUCACCUCCGUCUAUCCCCGGACCUUCCCCAUCCGCCGUCAUGAAGGGAACCCCAUCACCAGGCUUAGUUGAAGGAGGUUCUCCAUUUACUUCUUCGAUGGGCCUGACCAUGCCGUCCCCCGGAUCUCGUCAGUGGCCCGGGAGUCCCUCCAUGCCCGGGCCCUCCCCCGUCCAGCGUUUUGGUAUGGCCCAGUCACCAGGUAGUAUGGGAGCAUCCACUCAUUCUCCGGGGAGUAGCGGCAUGACGGGCCAGCCGGGACAAAUUGUUCAACGCCAGACGAGGGUGCUCCCGCCCCGUAACCUGGCCACCUCCUUGCCUACCAUUCUCUCCCACGAGGCACUCAAUCGUAUGUUCACCCCAGCGGCCAUCCACGGGACGCCGACUACGCCGAGUACCUACCUCUGUGCUCCGAUAGAACGCUUCCUUGGAUCAACUUACCUUCAAAGGCAUCUCAAAAGGGUUUUAAAUGCUGAACAGACCCAGACGUUGCAAGCUGCAGAACAAGGAUGCAGAGUAAAGCUGACUUUGCUGCCCCCUAGUGAUCAAGGUUUCCAUUUCAAGAAUGAUUCGCUGAUAUUCCGUGUUUGGUUGAACCCCGCCCAUAUGCAGCAGCUCCAUCUACAGGCCAAGCAAACUCCAGAUGCCAAAGAACGGUGGAGCCAAGAGGAACUACAGGUCAUUGAACUUUACUUUGAGAAUAAGGUUGCCUGCCCACCGUUCAAACCCAGAGCUAUCACAUCCUUUGCCCGUAUGUUGGGUGCCAUGCCCGGCGUCUUCAAGGACCUGAUCCAGCUGAUGCACCUGGAGCUCCAGCCGGACCCGUCGUUGAAGUGGUCCAUGCAGCUCUGCCUGACCGUGCCCCAAGGACAGACCUUUGCCACGGCCGGCAUCCCAGCUGUGGUCAUCAAGACCAAAAUGCUCCUAUUUAUCCAGUUGCGUAGGCAGGACAGCGCCGCCAUGGUCGGUCAGGAAGCUCCUUCGGUCAUCGUCCCUGUGUUGUACGACAUGCAAGCGAACACCACCCAGCACAUAUCGGCCAUCAAACCUUCCGUUCCUACCAGUCAGAACGAUGGCACCAUUGCCACCAUGCUUAGGAGAUGGGCGGAAUUCCCCAACAAUCCGGAGUGCACCUUGUUUCCUGCCAUCAGAGAUCUUAUGGCUAAUCUCAUCUUACCAAUGUGAAUGCUUUAAAUCUGAUGGGAUAUUCAAGGACAAAGGGAUAAUUCAUCGGAUAUUUUGUGCAUUUAUUGAAAGUCAAUCAUGAUUUAGCUAGUUGAACCAAGACAGUUGAGGGUAUCAAGAUUUGUACGCCAUGAAAAAGGUUUGUAGGCUAACACCUUCAUGGCUAAACCCACUUGGUCUCCUAGCAAAGGUCCAAUCCUUAAGUCUGGCUAAAACCAUCAUGGCAAAACCCGCUUGUCAAAGUGGGCGUAGACCAAGUGGAAAUUUACAUGAAACAGGGUAUGUCGUCCUCGUCCUGCAAAAGUAUUUCAUGAAAGUUUUAAACUUCAUCUUCGAGUGGGAAACAUCUUUCAGUGGAUAGGGGAAAAAGAACAAAUGGGAGUGGCACCUCUAAAAACUGAAAAGGUGAACUACAUGUAUUGGGAGCAUUACUUGUGAUUUGAUCACAUGCCAUUGGCUGUUAACCAACAGGAAUGUCCCCACCGUUUUGGACUAGACACUUCUCUUGCCCCACUUGUUCCCGAGUUUCCGUCUCACAACCGGGAAGUUGGGAGUUGCUGCUACCCUGAUUGGCGUUCAACAUUAAAUCGAUAGAGCCUCGUAGACCUACA
This is a messenger RNA of Lytechinus variegatus (green sea urchin), 5371 nucleotides long. RefSeq names its product mediator of RNA polymerase II transcription subunit 14-like (gene med14). Gene Ontology annotation, molecular function: transcription coregulator activity. Gene Ontology annotation, biological process: regulation of transcription by RNA polymerase II. Gene Ontology annotation, cellular component: mediator complex; core mediator complex. The coding region runs from base 168 to 4760 and encodes 1530 amino acids. NCBI's taxonomy places the organism in Eukaryota, Metazoa, Echinodermata, Echinoidea, Temnopleuroida, Toxopneustidae. The transcript is spliced from 38 exons. The record is from RefSeq and is a predicted model, not a curated record.